Molecule: messenger RNA, 1360 nt
Organism: Parasteatoda tepidariorum (common house spider)
Lineage: Eukaryota; Metazoa; Arthropoda; Arachnida; Araneae; Theridiidae
Product: eukaryotic translation initiation factor 4E
Biological process (GO): translational initiation
Cellular component (GO): eukaryotic translation initiation factor 4F complex; cytoplasm
Molecular function (GO): translation initiation factor activity; RNA 7-methylguanosine cap binding
Source: RefSeq, a predicted model, not a curated record
GUUGCACUAUGGUUCAGCCUCAAAAUGUGCCAAAGUUUAUUUUGCCGACAAGUUGGCAGUUUCUAAAACCAUUAUAAAACUUGAUAUUCAGAUUCGGUGAAAAGUUUUUUUCUGAGUAUUUACUAGAUGGUAUUUCAUGUCAAAUUUUUACUAUUUGUAUAAUUUGAGUUCCCAUUAUCUUGCGUUUUUAUAAACCCAAACUUAAUAUAUAAAGAUUCUGAUAAAAUAUUUAAGAGAUGAUGUCACCUGAAGAUCAGGAACUACAAGAGAAUCCCACUGCAGCAGAGGAAAUAUCUCCUGAUAUGAUUAUAAAACAUCCUCUUCAAAACAAAUGGAGCUUAUGGUUCUAUAAAAAUGAUAGAACUAAAUCCUGGGAAGAGAAUUUAAUGGAAAUAACUACAUUUGACACUGUAGAAGAUUUUUGGGCCCUAUAUAAUCACAUAGAAGUUGUUAGUAAAAUUCCUUUAGGAUGUGAUUAUGCACUUUUUAAAUAUGGUAUUAAACCUAUGUGGGAAGACAGUAGAAAUAAACAAGGAGGACGGUGGCUUAUAAAUGUUAUGAAGUCUCAAAGAAGUACAGACUUAAAUAAUUAUUGGUUGGAAAUACUCUUACUAAUGAUUGGUGAAGCAUUUGACGAAUGCAGUGAAGAUGUUUGUGGAUCAGUUGUACAGAUUAGAAAUAAAGGUGAUAAAAUUGGUAUCUGGACAGCAGAUGUUAGGCAUGCGGAUGCUAUAAUGAAAAUCGGCCGCUCUGUGAAAGAAAGAUUAAACCUUCCUCCAAGGAACACUUUAGGUUAUGAAGCUCACGCUGAUACACAAUCAAAACAAGGAUCCGCUGCAAAAUGCAGAUAUUCCUGUUAAGUUAAUGCUAUUUAGUUUUGAAAAAUUGAAAACCAUUGUGAAGGUGAUUUGUUUCAAGCGAAGGAAUGCAUAAAAAACUAUUUAUCGCUCAUCUCAUGUGCGUUGCUAUUUUACUUCUAGGGAAGGGAUAGCAUUUUAUUAUUUAUUUUCUGGAUUUAAAUUAUGUGUUAUAUAUUUUGUUCUAAAUUCUGAUGGAACGUUUAAAUACUUGUCUAUUUUUUACUAUGACCAUGAUCGUUAAACAUGUAUGCAUGUUAUCACAUUGGUCUGAUCAGUCAUAGUGAUUUGUAUUUUGUGUAGUUUGCGGCAUUUUAUCUAUCAUAUUUUAUUAUUUUGUGAUGGAGAUAUAUUUUUCUUGUUUUAAAUUGUAUGUAGUACAGUGUUAAGUUGAAAUAAAUCAUCUUUGCAAUUACUCGUGUUUUUUACUGUAAGGGAUAUUGUUGAUAUUGAGUUUUGUAUAGGGUGGAAAGAUGAAACCCAAUAAAUCUUUUAACUGAAAA